Arabidopsis arenosa is the source of this 1598-nucleotide messenger RNA. The record is from the annotation of a GenBank genome assembly. NCBI's taxonomy places the organism in Eukaryota, Viridiplantae, Streptophyta, Magnoliopsida, Brassicales, Brassicaceae.
ACAGUCGUCGUCGUCAAGCGGCGUCAGAGAAAGUCUCUCUCUCUGUGUUUAACUGAAAAAAAUGCAAUCUGGCGGCGAUUUCAGCAAUGGUUUCCAUGGCGACCAUCACCGCGAGCUCGAAUUGGAAGACAAGCAAGUCCCCGGUCUCAGUUCUUUUGGCCGAGCCAAGAGGCGCAGUCACGCCGGAGCUCGUGACCCUAGAGGCGGUCUCGCCAAUGUGCUUAGGGUUCCCGACCAGCUUGGCGAGCAGAAGUCACUGGAGACUUCAGAAUCUCCUCCUCCGCCUUGUACUGACUUCGACGUUGCCUACUUUCAUUCCUAUGCUCACGUUGGGAUUCACGAAGAGAUGAUCAAGGACCGGGCAAGGACAGAAACUUAUAGGGAAGCCAUAAUGCAGCAUCAGAGCUUAAUUCAAGGCAAGGUCGUGGUGGACGUUGGCUGUGGAACAGGCAUCCUUUCAAUCUUCUGUGCUCAAGCAGGAGCAAAACGGGUUUAUGCUGUAGAUGCAAGUGAUAUUGCUGUCCAGGCAAAGGAAGUUGUGAAAGCCAACGGUUUAUCCGACAAGGUCAUUGUCUUGCAUGGGAGAGUGGAGGACGUUGAAAUCGACGAGGAGGUUGAUGUUAUAAUUUCAGAGUGGAUGGGUUACAUGCUCUUGUAUGAGAGCAUGCUGGGAAGUGUUAUUACAGCUAGAGAUCGCUGGUUGAAGCCUGGAGGUUUAAUUCUCCCAUCACAUGCAACAUUAUACAUGGCACCUGUUUCACACCCUGACAGAUACAGUCACAGCAUUGAUUUUUGGCGCAAUGUUUAUGGAAUCGAUAUGUCUGCCAUGAUGCAAUUAGCUAAACAGUGUGCGUUUGAAGAACCCAGCGUGGAGUCCAUAUCAGGCGAGAACGUUCUAACAUGGCCAGAAGUGGUUAAACAUAUAGACUGUAAAACUAUAAAAAUCCAAGAGCUAGACUCCGUUACUGCAAGAUAUAAAUUCAACUCAAUGAUGAGAGCUCCUAUGCAUGGUUUUGCAUUUUGGUUCGACGUUGAAUUUAGCGGACCGGCCUCUUCGCCUGCCAAGAAUACUAGUGAAACCAGUAUUGCUAGUGGUUCUUCGUUGAUAAGUCCUUCUGGAGAAGUAAAUCAGAAGAAGCGGACUAAUCCGAGUGAUGCACUUGUGUUGUCCACCUCUCCCGAGUCUCCUCCAACGCAUUGGCAGCAAACAAUUGUAUAUUUCUAUGACCCUAUAGACGUAGAGCAAGACCAAGUCAUUGAAGGGUCUGUGACACUUUCUCAAAGCAAAGAGAACCGGAGAUUCAUGAACAUCCACCUCGAAUAUUCCUCGGCCGGCCGUUCCUUUGUAAAAGAGUCAGUAAUGCGUUAAGGAGGCGAUUCUCUGACAAUCUCUCCUUACCUUAGAAGUCCUGUAAGGUGUAGUCUCUUCUGCUAAAGCAAUUAUUAGUCCAGAAAUUGCAGAACCAACAAUUGAAGACGUUGACAAACACAAACUAUUUUUAGUCUGCGAAAACACCAGUUCUUGUAAGAUUAUUUAGGUUUUAGAUCAGAUGGAAGCAAUUUUAGGACAUUGUUCUUGACGCUAUUCUUAGCUUGUU